This is a messenger RNA of Apis mellifera (honey bee), 861 nucleotides long. It is a transcript of the gene Nxt1, whose product is annotated as NTF2-related export protein. Bases 321 to 737 code for a protein of 138 amino acids. The record is from RefSeq and is a predicted model, not a curated record. Gene Ontology annotation, cellular component: nuclear pore central transport channel. The transcript is spliced from 4 exons. Gene Ontology annotation, biological process: protein import into nucleus. Lineage: Eukaryota; Metazoa; Arthropoda; Insecta; Hymenoptera; Apidae.
CGUCUUUUCUAGUAAUAAUAACAGAAGUCUUUAGGAAAAAUGUGACGUUUUUCAUUUUUAUUUUCAGAGAAAUAAAAAAAAUUCAUAUUUUUAAAUUAUUUUACAUUAAUUUAAAAUAAAUUGAUAAUUAAAUUGUAAAAUAAUUUAUUAUGAUAAUUAGUAUUUUUUUCAAUCUUUUCACUGUAAUAAAGUUGUUCAUAUUGUAGAGGUUAUAUUUACAUGUUUUACAUAUAUAAAUUCAUAUUACACAAAAAAUAUUAAAAUUUUUUUUAAAAAUUAUUCUAAUCGAUAAUUAAAUUCAUAUUUAUAUUUUAUUAAAAAUGGAACAGGAUUUGAAAACAAAAAUCGAUCAGGCUUGCCGAACGGCCGAAGAAUUUACGAAGCUUUAUUAUGAAAGUUUAGAUAAACGUAGAUACCUCAUAUCAAGAUUAUAUUUGGAUACUGCAACUUUAAUAUGGAAUGGAAAUGGUAUUGAAGGCAAAGAUAAUAUACAGAAAUUUUGGACAGAUUUGCCACCUUCAGAUCAUUCUGUUUUUACUUUAGAUGCUCAACCAAUAACGGGUCCUGAAGUGGCAGAUCAAUUGACAUUCCUUGUAAAAGUUGGAGGGCAAGUAAAAUAUGAUGAUAAAACAUCAAAAUCAUUUAACCAAAGCUUCUUAAUUGCAGCAAUGGGAGAUAAGUGGAAAAUUGUAAGCGAUUGUUUUCGAGUACAAGAAGCACUAGAAAAUGUAAAUUAAGAUAAUAUAAAAUUAUUUGUUUUCAAAAUGUUUAAAGAUCUUUUUGAUUCAAUAUUUCUUUUUAUUUCUAUCGUCGGUCUUAUAUCAAUGUAUAAAGCGAUAUUAAAAUUUUCGUAUUAGUGAA